GUCCUCCAGUUUUGCCGGAGUGCAUUUCCAUCAGCUCGAGUCUGUCCAUUGCAGUCCCUCUCUCUCUCUUGCUCUCUUUUAUCCAUCUGUCUGAGCCUGUGAUCAGGUCCGUCUGUCUUUUUUUUGUUGUUUUCCUCCGUUUUCUUCUUUCCUUUUCAGUCCAACAUGUUCCAUAACCCGUGGAUUACGAACUAUCUUAACCAUGUCACGCAGUGUAGUCAAGGCUUUGUCAGUGAAGCUUCUGCUAAAAUCUACAGCCCUGCACUGCUAAAGAAAAGAGCAGUAAGCUUUGGCGUGGAUGACCGGAAUUCACUGGUUCGGAGUACUACAGAUAUUGAUGAAAACAUCCUUGCUGUGCUUCCCAAAGUUUCAGAGCUAAGGAAGCAGUUUGAAACCAGUAUCAGAAGUGGUCCAGAAAUGAACAGGAAAGAGAGAAUAGCACGAAGGUUGGAGGGAAUUGAGACGGAUGUUCCAGCUGCUCUUAAUACAAGCAUGCAACACACGGCCGGCCUGGUGACCAAUCGGCUACUGGAGGAGGAUACACCACGCUACACACGGGCCUCAGAUCCCAGCGAUCAAGGCAUUGUGGUGCGGCGCUACAGUCGUGAAGAGAUAGAAGCUCCAGAGCGGCAAUCCAGAGCUCGGACGCGUCCAGAUCCACAGCCGUCCACCCAUCCUGUCCCAGCCAACCCUACCCCACCGGGGUCUGAUGCAACAGGGUCUAAAGCUGAGCGUAUCGCACGCUACAAAGCUGAACGGCGGCGACAGUUAUCAGAGCGUUAUGGAAUCCUUCUUGAUCAAGAGGUGGAUCUGGAUUACGCACCACGUUAUACACGUGCACGGAGAGAGUCUGACCUGUCAGAGAGAGGGGCUCCACCUGACAGGGGGCGUGGGGAGAGUCGGACAAGGGGCGGGGCAUUGCAAGAUCAAGAAGAGGGGCGGGACCGAAGCAGCAGCAGGUCUAAAUACAGCAGUUCUGGAAUGGGCCGGGUCUUCAUGUCAUCUGACCCCACCCCCAAUCAAGCUCCGCCUCCAUCAGGCAUUGAUGCUGAGCGAGAGAGAGAGAGGGCAAUGAACUUGGAAAACUAUAGACGGGCCCCUGACCGAAGUUCAAAGCCACACCCACAGGAAACUCCCAUGGAAACAUCAGCAGCCCAGCCAACGAGAGGGGUUGCUGUUAUAACUGUGGCGAGUUCUCCUAGGACAGCACGCAGGGCUUCGUUACCCACAACAAAAUAUGGCAUCUCUCCUGGAGAUCUGUUCAUCGAGCAGCAAGCUCAAAAUAUUCUCAACAGACAGGGUUUGGCAGCUCUUUCUCAGAGUGAAUGGUCCCUCAGGAGAGACGUGGACAGUGAAACACACUCACAAAUCAACUGGCCAUCCAGAAUAAGAGUUAGAGAGAGACAGACAAGGGAGGACAUAUCAGGAAGAGGUUCUGAUUCAGGACCAGAUACGCCCUCUGUCAGACGUCAUCCAACAGUUGCCCCUCCAUAUUUGGCUCCACGACCUCAAUCUGCAAAUCAGCCAAGAACACGGAGCACCGAACCCCCAAUUCAACAACCAAGUCAAGGAAUGGAUGCCCGUCAACAAAGGGCGCAUAGUGCAGAGCGGCCACGAUUCCAGCGCACUCACAGUAUGGAUUCACCUGCCUUUCAACACACACCUUCAGGUGGUAUGACAAAUCAUUCUUCAAAAUAUGAACAAAUUCCUAGUGUACACCCUAGCACCAUGGGUCAUCAACCUGGGUUCGGACAAAUGAAGCAACCCUUACCAAAGCGAGGGAGUCAAGAUGCUCAACAACCAUCACAAAUGCACAGACCUUCCCAACAACCUCACCCAGCAUAUAAAGACCUCCAACAGCCAUUACCUGGUCAUAGAGAUGCCCCGCCACCUGUACAAAAAUAUCGAGCUAUCCUUCAACCGGUACCUUUAGAUCAGGAUACUCGCCAACCCAUUCAACCUCAAGUACCUACUCAGAAGCCUCUACAUGAACGUGAACAAAUCUUGCAUUCACGUUUGUCGCAUGGACAUUAUGGUCAUAAUCAACCAUUGCAGUAUGGUCCAGUCCAGACACUACCUCCAGCCUAUGGACAAACUGUCCACUCUGUUCCUUCUCAUGUAUCUAGCCAUCUACCCCCACCAAAUUCUCAUGUACCUCACCUUGCACCUGAACCCCCACUUUCUAGGUCUGAGACACUAGAUCCCAAGGGCCACAUGUCUUCAUCUAGUUUGACAUCUGCUGACAAAGAGGUUAAAGAAAAUAGACUUAGAACCAACGCUGAUCACAUUCAGCCAACUCAAAGAGAGGGUCGAUCAGCAACCAGAACUAAUCCGCCAUCAGAAGGGCUACUUAAAAGCAGAAAGGCGGUACUACCUUCAGAGAUACGACGCAGACAAAAAAGUGUGGAUGAUCCAAUGCGUGGUCAAAGUGAUGAAGGUUUGGAAAGUCGGAGAAUCAGAAGGAUUAGCCAUUCAGAUGAGACCGAGGAGAAAAGUGGAAGAAUGUUGCACCAGUUGGAAGGGAGGGAAGGGCCUGUUGGAACUGGAAUUACUCGGAUGGAGGAAGGUGGAAUGAUAUCAGGUGAAAUGGUAAUUGGUAUUCUAAAAGACAGAGGAUGUGAUGAUCGAAGAACAAGUCAGCCUGAGAAAAGAGAGAUAGAUAAUGGCACAACAAAGAUAUGGAUAGGUGAAGAAGUAGAACGCGGUGUAAGGAAGAUUGGUCAAAGAGAAAAAAUCAAGCAGGUCAGUGGUAUUAAAAGGGAUGAGGAGAGCUCUGAUUGGAAUACUAACCGGUUAGGAGAGAUAGAACAAGGAAGUGCGAAGAAGGUUAAUGAAUUCAAAGAAAGAGAAUGGGAAGUUGAUCGAAAAAAAGGCCAAGUUAUACAUACUGUGGAACCACAGGGUGUUAAAACGGUCAGACAGGAGGUACAGGAAAACCAGAAGUUCCUACAAAAGGAUGUGGAAGAAAAUCAUGGAAGAAGACGACAGAUCAAUCCAUUAGAGAAUGAGGAAGGGCAUGUUAGACGAAGAAGGAUAAGCCAAUCCGAAGAUGAUUGGGAGGGACGUAGGGUACGUAAAAUUGGUCAGCUGGAUGAACGAGAAAUGCAAGUAGUGCAGGAUCAGCUUGAGGCACUCGAGAAAGGAAAGCAGAGGUUGAAUAUACCUAAAGAAAUGGACACUGCUCCCACACAGGUACAGCCAAGCAAUGAACAGCCUUCUGCACAUCAUAGGUUGGGGCAAUCAGGAGGUUACUUACUGAAAGGUUCCUCCCUUCCACAAGCUCAGCAUCGAGUGAGUCAGGAUGCAGGUGACCUCAGGCCAAAGGUACGAAUUCGAUCCAUGUCAGAUAUUGGAGUAACUCAACGAUCUGCUGCAUUACGAAGUCUGGAGCGUGCUGCCAGUCGAGAGUCUGUCAUGUUGAUGAAUGCUGGAUCUCAUACUCGGGAUCUGGGUGGAGUGGCCAAUGGUGAAAUGGGCACAUUGGACACAAGAGUUUCUGUGGCAAAGCUGAGACAUUCCUACCUGGAGAAUGCUUCUGGACGCAGACCUGAGCUGGAGUCUAAAGGAGACCAGGUUCCAGUAGAGCCUGAUCCAGUUGUUAGCCCGGACCGGGACAGAGGAACACGUCGGCCCAGACGUUACAUUUCCCCUAGUGAUGACAGGAAAUCAUCUGAGAGGUUUAGAACCCAGCCAAUUACAUCAGCCGAAAGAAUGGAGUCUGAUAGGUCGCGUCUUAGUCCAGAGUUUCAACAUUCAAACUUGGAUGAGGAAAAAAUGGAUGAACGUGCCAAAAUGAGCGUGGCAGCCAAGAGGUCUCUUUUCAGGGAGCUGGAGAAGACUUCGGAUGGAACUGUACCCAAACCUCGGUCACGUAAUGCUGCCGUUGAGCGAAGACUCAGACGAGCACAGGACCGUUCACGGACACAACCAGUUACAACUGAAGAAGUUGUCAUCGCUGUUACUCUGCAGGCAUCAUCAGCGCAGGAAUCGGCCCAUCAAGAGCAGGAGAAAGAAGAUGUUUUGAAGGAGGUGGGUCCUGAAGAAAGGGAGGCGGGGCCUGAUGAGCCAGACCUAUCAGCACUGAGUCUGGCUGAGAAGAUGGCGUUAUUUAAUCGAUUGUCACAACCUACUGACCAAUCAGCAAACGGGCCUCUUCCUGACACACGCCAGCGCAGGGCCAACACCCGCUUUCAGACCCAGCCAAUCACUCAGGACGAGGUUGAUCAGGAACUUGCAAAAGACAUAGAUCCAUCCAGUCUCACAGGUCGACCCGCUGUGAUUAAUGAUUCUGUUGGUCCUCAAGGCGAGCAACUGCAAAAUGGGAGCAUGAAGCUGGAGCCUCUCUCCGCAUCACUGGUCCGCUCUGUUACUGCCGUCACCGCCCAGGCCUCUGUUGCCACGCUAGCAUCCGCUUCCCCAUCAAUGACCGCAGAUGUUCGCAUGGGGAUGCCCGUGGCUCCGCCCUCCACUCAAGCCUCACCCAAUCAGACGGCACCCGCUCCGCUUCCGGCCUAUGAGAGAGGAGUGCGCUACUUCAGUCUUACAGAGAGUGGGGAAAAUCCCACACCUGAUGUCCAGUCUCCGCCCCCAGCAGAGCCGUUCAGCCAAUCGCCACACAGCAAGGGCGGGGCUGCAUCAAUUCCAGCCAAUAAUGAAAGUGGGCAGAGGGGAAGAGCGGGGUAUUUAGGCAGAGAGGAGAGAGAGGCAGAUCUCCCCAGUGCGGCUUCCCCUCCGCACCCGUUCACACACACACCUCCUCAUGGCAGGGGGGAUGCAGAGCUGAGCGGCCCCAGACACUGGGAGAAAGACGGCACACAUAAAGAGGGCUACCUUUCACCAGACGCCCAAUAUACGGCAAGAGGAGCCAAUACAAGAGCCAUCGUCUCAGAUGUCCCAGAUCCCAGUGUCCCCGUGAGGGCUUUGAGCAGCACUGCAGCCUCCUCCAGAAGUUCAUCACAAACCACACACUCGCUCUCUCACCUCCAGUCAUACACUCCUCCACAACCCCAACCCAAACCAGCGCAGCACCCUCAAAUCUACACCCGGCCUCAAACGCAACCUUACAGCCCACCGACACCAUCACAAACACUCCACCCGGACGUCCAUCCAGCGUAUCACGAUCUUCAACGGCAAACCAGAGUCCCACCGCAGACUCAGCCGAAACCACAGCCUUUCCUUCCGCCUCAAUCACACGCAUACAUUUCUCCUCCGCCCAAAAUACCUCCUCAAACCCAGCCCAAACCCCAGUGCUUCAUCCCGCCUCAGCCUCAAGAGGAGAUCGUGGGGAAAUACGGCCCGUCGGGAGCCGCCGUCUCCAAAGAGCCAAAACCAGAGGUGCAGGAAGAUCCAGAGGCCAUGACAUCAAUGUCUAUCAAAGAAAGGUUAGCCAUGUUGAAGAAAAGCGGAGAGGAAGAUUGGAAAAACAGAAUCAAUAAGAAACAGGAAGUUAUACAGGAAGUAGCGUCUGCAAGCGAGAAGAGCGGCCCGAUAUGGGAGGAGCAGAAGAAGGAUGAGACGUUUACCCGUGAGUUCAAGUCAUCUGAGCAGCUCUGGGAGCCUGUCUUUUCUUCCACCUAUUCUCCUCCUCCUCUUCCAUCCACCCCAAAAUGCCAAUAUGUCGAGCAUCAAGGUCAGAAACUUGAAGAGGGUGAGGGUCAGAUGUCCAUUGAAGAGAGGAAGCAGAUGAUCUCCACCCGAGAGGAGGCGUGGCAGUGCACAGGAAAGGGCGUGGCCAAUGACUCCGCACAGUACACUGUGGCUGCCAGGAUGGUGAAAAAAGGUCUGGCUGCGUCCUCUGCAGUGAUCAGCCCAAUUCUUUCCCCGGUCUCUGCUAAACUAAAGAGCAGUUUGCCAGGCAUCUCUAAACCACAGGAAGAAAUCGAGGCCAGGGCAGAAAUGGAGUCUGAUAAAAAGCUGGAAAAGCUGGAGACCUUUUUAGGACGUUUGAACAGCAAAGUGUCAGGUUUGCAGGAGACUACUCUGACGGUCACUGAAAAAGCUGUAAAGGAAGUGAUGCGAUUGGACGAUGAGAUAUUUUCCAAGUUUUACCGCCACAUGACUGAUAUUCCCCGCACCAUGAGCAGCAGGAUGCAUCUGGACGAGGACUUCGACGCCAUCUUUGGGAAACAAACAACAAUGUUGACCUCAGCGAUGGUGCAGCACAAGCGAGCCGUUCGUCCUUCUCGAAAUGUCCAGGCCUCCAGGAACCCCUUAAAGAUUCUGGCUGCGAGAGAUGACAUUCGCCAGGAGUAUACAGAGCAGAGGCUGAACGUCGGCCAGCUGGAGAGCAAGAGAAUUAAACAGGAGAAAAUGAGCAAGAGCUCCAGUUUGUCAGAUGCAGCUCUGGCGGGUCUGGCCAGUAAAGAGAGUUACAGCAGUGUGAGUCUGCGCAGCGUCAGCAUCUCAGAGCAGAUGACCAAUAACAGCGCAGCACCAUACAAAAAACUCAUGCUCAUGCAGGUCAAAGGUCGACGGCAUGUCCAGACCAGACUAGUGGAGCCGCGAGUGUCCUCUCUGAACAGCGGGGACUGUUUUCUUCUGGUUACGCCUGAGCAUUGUUUCGUUUGGAUUGGGGAGUUUGCAAAUGUCAUUGAAAAAGCCAAGGCUUCAGAACUGGCCACUUUUAUCCAGCUGAACCAUGAUCUGGGUUGUCGAGCUGCGUUUGUGGAGACCAUUGAAGAAGGAGUAAACGCACAAAGUCCCGCAGCCACAGAGUUCUGGAAGAUCAUCGGAGGACCCGCCAGCUACCAACCGGCCGGGUCUUUAGAUGAGGAUGAGUUGUUUGAGAGUGCCAUUGUGGAGACCAACUGCAUCUUCCGUCUGGUGGACGAUAGACUGCUUCCUGAUGAUGACUUCUGGGGGAAAGUUCCCCGUAGUACACUUCUGGGCUCUAAAGAGGUUAUAGUGUUUGAUUUCGGGAGUGAAGUGUAUGUCUGGCAUGGUAAAGAGGUCACGCUGGCACAGAGGAAGGUGGCGUUUCAGCUGGCCAAGCAUCUGUGGAACGGCACCUUUGAUUACACCAACUGUGACAUCAACCCUCUGGAUCCGGGAGGACACAACACACUCAUACCACGGAAAGGUCAAGGUCGUCCAGAUUGGGCCAUAUUUGGCAGACUGACUGAACAUAAUGAAACGAGUCUUAAAGAGAAGUUCCUGGACUGGAGAGAUCCUUCUAGACUGUCACCUAAAAAUGUCAUCGAACACCCUUUCCAGCAGAAGGAGUGUCCGCCUGCAGACUGUGGCUCUGAGUGCCGGGCGUACAGCGCCUCUCUGAUGCUGCCCGUUCUGCAGUCGCCCAUCAGCACUAUUCUGGAUGGCCAGGAUGUGGGUCGAGGGCACGGGCCAGUAGAGAACAGCUCAGACGACUGCCUGCGCUCGCUGGAGAUCAGCACGGUCAGCGUGGACGUCUGGCACAUCCUGGAGUUUGACUACAGUCGUCUGCCCAAGCAGAGCAUCGGUCAGUUUCAUGAGGGAGACGCGUAUGUGCUCAAGUGGAAGUACAUGGUGAGCGCAGCAGUGGGCAGCAGGCAGAAGCCGGAUCAGCGCAGUGCAGGUCCCGGUAGAGAAAAGUGCUGCUAUUUCUUUUGGCAGGGCAGAAACUCGAGCGUCAGUGAGAAAGGCACGUCUGCACUCAUGACAGUUGAGCUGGAUGAAGAGAGAGGAGCACAGAUGCAGGUGCAGCAGGGGAAAGAGCCGCCCUGUUUCCUGCAGUGCUUUAAUGGAGGAAUGAUUGUGCAUUCUGGAAAGAGAGAAGAGGAGGAGGAGAACAUUCAGAAUGACUGGCGUCUGUACUGUGUGCGUGGAGAAGUGCCAGUGGAGGGCCACCUGCUGGAAGUGGCGUGUCACUGCAGCAGUCUGCGAUCCCGCACCUCCAUGCUCUUGCUCAACAUCAACAAAGCACUCAUCUACCUGUGGCACGGCUGCAAAACACAGACUCACUCACGGCAUGUGGCUCGAACGGCAGCGGACAAAAUCAAAGAACAACGACCGCUGGAGGCAGGACUUCACAGUAGCUGUAAUGUGACCAUUCACGAAUGUGAGGAAGGCGGUGAGCCAGUGGAAUUCUGGGAAGCAUUAGGCAGGAAGGAUCGAAAGGCCUACGACUGCAUGCUGCAAGACCCUGGCAAGUUUAACUUCACACCGCGUCUGUUCCAACUCACUAGUUCUUCGGGUGAGUUUGUAGCGCAGGAGUUUUUCAACCCAUCCAGAGCCGCAGAUCUCGUUUGUUCUCUGCCGUUCCUGCAGGAAGAUCUGUAUUCUGCCCCUCAACCAGCUCUGUUUCUGGUGGAUAACUAUCAUGAGGUUUACCUGUGGCAGGGCUGGUGGCCGCAGGACACAGAGAGCACCGGCUCUGCUCGUAUCCGCUGGGACUCAGACAGAAAGUGUGCAAUGGAGACUGUAUUGCAGUACUGCAGAGAGAAGAAUGAGAAGAAACCUCAGAAGUCAUAUUUGAUCCACGCUGGACUGGAGCCUCUGACCUUUACCAACAUGUUCCCCAGCUGGGAGCACAGAGAGGACAUUGCUGAAAUCACAGAGAGGGAGGCAGAGGUGUGUAAUCAGAUCAUUCUGGUGGAGGAUGUUUUGGCUCGUCUCUGUCAGAGCACAUAUCCUCUAGAAACACUGCAGACUCGUCCUCUUCCUCACGGUGUCGACCCUCUCAAACUGGAGGUGUACCUCACCGAUGAAGACUUUGAGAGAGUGUUAGACAUAAAGAGAGACGAGUUUGACGCUCUGCCCGGAUGGAAGCAAGUGAACCUAAAAAAAGCCAAAGGACUCUUUUAGAAACCUGACAUUCGUCAUCACGGCGACGAAUUAUCACUGUCCAUUUCCACCAUGGCCUCCAGUUCUGUGCUCGCCUCAACAUUACAUUGAGAUGACUGUGCACUGAGAACAGGGUAAACGGUCAGGUCAAAGGUCACUUUAGGAUCUACAGAUGCACAUGCUGUGGUGUCCGCUUUCGAUGUACUUAUUCAGUCUGUGAAAGUGAUGUCUGUGUGUGUUUAUGUGUGUGCGUCUCCUCACCAUAUUCAUGUACGACGGUUUCAAGUCUGUGAUCGGUGCGUAAAUCCCUGUAACUUCGAAAACCAACAUGAUCAGGUACAUGAAAUCAAGUGAUUCGCUCAGCUUCCCAUUCAGGCAGAUCUGCGAUGGGUUUCUGUUAUAAGUGUGUGUGUUUAUGUAUGGUAAGUCUGCUGAAUAAUUGGAAAUUGUAUAAACUUUGUAGCAAACGGCAGCAAAUCAUGUUGUUGUUGUAUACGUAUGUUAGAUUAUUCUUUUGUGAUUCAUCAUGAGGGGUUUACAUGCUGCGUCUGUGUGUUUUUCUGGUGUGAAUGGCUGUUGGUUGUGGUGCUGAUGGUCUCUUGUUCUUCGGAUGUGAGGGACGUCGUUUUUUUGUUUGUGUUUUGACGGCAUGAAAUGAUGGACGAGAGAAAGAAAUUAAUUUAAAUGUACAGUAUAGUGCCUUGCUUUCGUGUACAGUUUCUAUACCAAACACACACUAGUCUGCAUUUCAGAGACUUUCUUUGUGAUAAAAGACGUAGCAAAUAAAGAAAGCAAAUUGAAAACCUAA
Molecule: messenger RNA, 9568 nt
Organism: Danio rerio (zebrafish)
Lineage: Eukaryota; Metazoa; Chordata; Actinopteri; Cypriniformes; Danionidae
Source: RefSeq, a predicted model, not a curated record